Adineta steineri is the source of this 1197-nucleotide messenger RNA. Lineage: Eukaryota; Metazoa; Rotifera; Eurotatoria; Adinetida; Adinetidae. The record is from the annotation of a GenBank genome assembly.
AUGGAUCGUAUUGAAGUCGAGCCUGAACAAAUUAACGUGAAUUUAGAACAACCAUCAGCUAAUCAAUCAGGAUUAUUACAGAAAUAUUGUCAAAACCGAAAACUAAUGUGGAUCAUUAUUUCCAGUAUUAUUGUCGUUCUUGUUUUGAUUAUAAUUAUUCCAAUAGUUAUUCUCAAAACAAAACCAUCAACAACAAUCAUAACAACAACAAUGGUGACAACAGAAAUAACAAUAAAAGAAAUUACAACAAUAAAGAACAAACAAACAACAGAAGAACAAACUAAAUCAAAAUAUAAACAGUGGAAACAGAAUGGGAUCACAAUUACCGGAGGAAAUAAUCUGGAAAAUGAAUUAGACCAGCUCUAUGAGCCUCACGGUAUUUUAAUUGAUGACAAGGCUAUUAUUAUUGUAGAUCAUCGGAAUCAUCGCAUUCUUGAAUGGAAAAUUGGUACCCAGACUGGUGAAAUCAUUGCAGGUGGAAAUGAAUCUGGAGAUAAACUUGAUCAAUUGGCUCAACCUGUAGAUGUAAUUCUUGACAAACAAAAUGAUUCAUUGAUCAUUUGUGAUUGGAACAAUAAACGGGUGAUGCAAUGGUUUCGUAAGAAUCAGACAAAUCCACAAGUUUUCAUUCCUAACAUCGACUGUUAUGGUUUGACAAUGGAUAAUAAUGGAUCUAUUUAUGUUACUGAUUGGAAGAAGAGCACAGUCACACGAUGGAAAGAAGGAGAAAUAAAUGGAACACUAGUUGCAGGUGGAAAUGGCGAAGGAGAUAGGCUCAAUCAAUUAAAUUUCCCUGCUUAUAUCUUUGUCGAUAAAGAUUAUUCUCUUUAUAUUUCAGAUAAUUUCAAUCAUCGCGUGGUAAAAUGGAGAAAUGGUGCGAAAGAAGGAACUAAGGUGGCUGGCGGAAAUGAGCGAGGGAAUAGUCUCAUGCAGCUGUCGUCCCCUCGAGGAGUGUUUGUUGACGAUUUGGGUCUCAUCUAUGUCGUAGAUCACUACAAUCAUCGUAUAAUGCGUUGGUGUGAAGGAGAUAAACAAGGUUCAGUCGUUGUAGGUGGAAAUGACCAAGGACAAAGAUCCGAUCAAUUGGAUGGCCCCGUAGAUUUAUCAUUUGAUGCUGAAGGAAAUCUAUAUGUUAGCGAUUCUAAUAACGAUCGAAUUCAAAAAUUUGAACUCUGCGUUACUGAAACAAUCUGUUAA